AUGCCUCCGCUGCUCCAUCCCGGCGUGGCUGGUCACAACGUCUGCGACGAUAUCUCGGCGAAAUUUACCAGCGGACCUGCUGGUUUCGACAGUGCGGAAGGGAGCCAGGGGAUUCAGGACAAGAAGAUCAACGGCUGGACGUUGCUGAGGAGGUUCUUCAGGGUUGCAAUUGCGUUCUUCACAGGCGAUUGCAAGUGGAAGGCUCGCGGGUUGAUGGUGCUGCUGCUCAUCUUCAGCCUCGGAACCACUGAGAUGUAUGUGGUCAUCUCGUACACGCAGAGGGACUUCAACACGGCACUGUCAGCCAAGAAGCAGACUGACUUUUACCAUGCGGUUUUCAAGUUCAUCAUCAUCAUCCUCGUUGCUGCACCCUUCUUCGCUCUCUUCGACUACGUCCAGGAGCUGCUUUCUCUUGAGUGGCGCUUGUGGCUUACAAAUCUCCUGCUCUCCAGAUACUUUGCCAACCAUGCGUUUCUGGAUCUGAAGAUGGCUGGAAAGCUGGACAACCCCGACCAGCGUAUCUGCGAGGACGUGAAGCACUUCGUCAGGACUUCCCUCAAUAUCAUUAUCACUCUGAUAGAGAAGAUGAUGAACCUGGUCGCCUUCGCCUAUGUGCUCUGGGACAUCUCUCCCCCGCUAGUCUGGUUUCUGCUGGCCUAUGCAGUGUCAGGCACGUUCGUGGUGGUCAGAGUGUUUGGGAAACGACUCACCUGGCUGCAAUUCCAGGGUUUUCAACGGGAGGCAGACCUCCGUUACUCCCUGGUGCGAGUGAAGGACAAUGUUGAGUCAAUCGCGUUCUACCGGGGAGAGGUCAAGGAGGAGGCAUCCGCCAAGUCCUUCCUGCACAGAGUGGCUCUGAAUGUGCGCAACCGUUUGGUGGUGCAGUUCCACCUCUCCUUCUUCACCAACCUCUACGACUUCGCCACCAUCUUCGUCCCUGCUGUCAUCGUGGCCCCACGAUACUUCUCCGGGGAUGUGGAGUUUGGGGUGAUAUCACAGGCCAGCUAUGCCUUCAGCACCAUCUACCGCGCGCUCACAGUCAUAGUCCUCAACUUCAACUCCUUCAGUGAGCUAGCAGCGGAGACAGAGCGUCUGGAGAGCCUACUCGCCUCCCUCUCCGACUUUUCAGCAGAUGACUCGAACAAGCUCUUCUCCCACGCCUCAUCCCAUGCCUCCUCCCACGGCCCCUCCCACCCCACUCACUCCCCCUCUCACCCCUCUCACACUAAGUCAACCACCGAAGAUCCCUCCUCUCAUUCCUCCUCCUCCACUCACUCUCUGGCUCUCGGUCAUUCCCUCUCUCUACAGCCCUCCCAUACCACCUCCGCCUCCUCCUCCUCUCUUGCUCCUACUCUCACGGGACAGAGGCUUGCCGUUCGUCACACUCCUGAAUCCUCACCUGCUCUCACAUCAGCAGCACAGAAAUCGGCAGGCUCAGUUGCUUCAGGUGUUUUGCCAGGUGGUUCUCACGGAGAGGGUGCCCCUCUGCUGGAAUUGACCACUAUGGGGGGAGGCACAGGUGGUGGUGCUGCUGCUGCUGCUGAAAGAGAAGCUGCUGUUAUUGAAUGCACUACCGCAACAGGUCGCAUUCAGCGCAUUGAAGGUCCGUGCCUCACACUCACCUCCGUAGUCAUCCGCACGCCCAACCUCCGCCACACGCUCUACCCCUCCUCCCUCUCCUUCUCCCUCCCCCCCGGCGCCUCCCUCCUCGUCAUGGGCCCUUCGGGCUGCGGAAAAUCCUCCCUCCUGCGAGCCAUCGCCGGCCUGUGGAAAUCCGGAGAGGGAACCAUCGAGUCUCCGCCGCCCGGGAAAACUUUUUUCCUGCCCCAGAAGCCGUAUAUGCCACUAGGGACGCUCCGGGACCAGUUGGUUUUCCCAGGAAAUGCUCUGGAGGGAGGUGGAGGGGGAGAGGGCGGAGGAGGGGGAGGAGGCGGAGGGAUGGAGGGAGAUGGGAGCAACGGUGAGGAGGGAGGGAGGAGUGUGAGGGGUGAUUUUUCGGACAAAGAGCUAUUGCAUGCGCUUCAGGAGGUUUCACUUCCAGAUCUGGCUGAACGGGUGGGAGGGCUCGCUGUGGAGUGUGACUAUUCCGACAUGCUUUCUAUGGGGGAGCAGCAGCGGGUGGCGUUCGCUCGUCUUCUUCUGCAGCAGCCAUACAUGGCGUUUUUGGACGAGGCGACGAGUGCGUUGGAUGGGGCGAACGAGGCACGGCUGUAUGGGAUGAUGCGCGAGAGGGUGAAGUCGUUUGUCAGUGUGGGACACAGGACGAGCUUGAUCAAGUUCCACACGCUGGUUCUAGCAUUUGACGAGGACGGCGAGGGCGCAUCCGAUGGCGCAUCUGGCGGCACAAGCUGGAGCGGCAGCUGGUGGCUCGGGAAGCGGGUCGGAAGCGGCGAAUGCGGCGUGAAAUCCGGAACCGGGAAGCUGAGUAAUAACAGGAGGAAGAAACGCAAUGGUCGCCGGGCAGAUGGAGGAGAAAAACAUGUCCACGUGGCAGGCGAAGAAGACAGCCAGGAAGGCGAUGACGGGGAUGAGGAGGAUGAGUGGGAGGAGGAGGAAGGAGCGGAGGGAGAAGGGGAUGAGAAGCCGCAGAGAGCGUUUCGUAGGGUUCUUGCUGAUAACUCAAGAUCUCCGUUCCAGCACCUGAAACGAAAUGAAUCGGCUUGUAACGAGGAUGAGGGCGAGAGUGAGGAACCAGGAGAUGUACACCCAUUUGGCGACGAGAUCCGCCACCUUAUCCACAAUCCUCCUCCACCCAACCACGUGCUGCCACCUGGCACCACACCACCACCACCUCUGAAUGACCCUGGUGUCACAACAAACUCCUCCCCAUCCUCCUUCCACUGGGUAUCCACGAAGCACCAGCUAGCAUCCCUAGCAGCGCUGCUAGAGAGCCAGGACGAAUUCGCAGUGGACACAGAGCAGCACAGCCACCGGUCCUUUCUAGGCUUCACCGCCUUGAUCCAGAUCUCCACCCGAGAUGGCACUGACUACAUAAUCGACGCCAUUGCCCUGCACGACCACAUAGGGGACGCCCUCCGGCCUGUAUUUGCCAACCCGGCAAUCACGAAGCUGUUCCACGGGGCUGACUCCGACGUGCUCUGGCUGCAGAGGGACUUUCACAUUUACACCGUGAAUCUCUUUGACACAGCACGGGCCUGCUCGGUUCUCAACAAGCCGUACCGCUCGCUCGCGUUCCUCCUGGACCACUACUGCCGCGUCAGCACCGACAAGCGCCUGCAGCUGGCCGACUGGCGCCGCCGCCCGCUGCCGCCAACAAUGCUACAGUACGCGCGCACGGACUCGCACUACCUGCCGUACAUCGCCGGCCGGCUGCGCAGCGGAUCCAAGUAUGAGGAGGCAGUGAGGAGGUCCAACGCGCUAUGCCUUCAGCUGUAUGAGAAGCCAGGGGAGAGGAGUGCCGGCGCUGACAGGAGUGCAGUUGGGGAGGCUGGGAGGGAGCGAGGUGAGCGAGAGGAGGUGGUAGCAGCACAAGGGCGUGGGGGGUUUGGAGCGGUGGGAGGGAGUGCUGAAGCGGCAGCAGCAGCAGCGGCGGCGGCUCUUUUUCGACAGCUGUUGGGCGUUUGUGGGUAUGUAGGAGGUUCUGCGCUUUCAGGUGGAUUUUCAGGUGAUUCUGCUGGUUCAGGUGCUGGCUCUGUGGCGCCUGACGCUGGUGCCACGUCAGCAAGUCAGAAGACGUCGGAUCGGUCACAUGUGUUACGGGAAGUGAGGGCUGUGCUUGAUGCGGUAACCAGAUGGCGCGACACUGUAGCGCGGGAAGAAGACGAAAGCCUGCGGUUCCUCCUUGCUGACGUGGCAGUGGUCGCCGUGGCGCUCCUACGGCCUGCCACGUGUCAAGAGCUGAUUGGUUGCGUGGCCAAAGCCAUGGCAGCCGCUGCUGCUCUCACGCCGCCCUCUAUGCGAGAAGAGGCCGGCGUUCCUCGUCCUAUUCAAGGAGGGGAGAGUGGAACCUUUGAUUCAACAGAAGGAGCUGCCCUGCCAGCAGUAGCGGAGCAAGCUACUCCAUCUCAGCCCACGUCACCUUCCCCCUCGCCUCCUCUCGUCCGUCGAUCUCUUGAGCUGGUUGCGCUGAUCGCUGCCACGUGUCGCGAUGUGAGAGGCGGCGACGAGCAGGUGCAUGGUACAGCUGGAUCAGCAGAGCCAAACGAUGCAGCGGCAGCAGUGCAUGGGGUGGCUGAAAGGGCAGCAACAGCAGCGUCAGCAGUACAGGCCAGACUCGCAGAGAUAUCAUUUCUCCUGGCUCCGGUGGUCAUUCAGCAGAGGGCGCCAGCAGCAGUGCAGGAGGCGUGGUUAGAAGAAGCGGUUGCUCUCACUGCUGCUGCUGCUGUUUCAGGCAACCUCUCCGCUGCUGCUGCUGCCGCUGCUGCUGCUGCUGCUGCUGCUGGUGCUGCUGCCAGUGGUUCUGCAGAGGAAGGGGGAAUCUUGCCGUCUGACUCAUCCCACCAACAUCCUAACCACCCUCACACCCACCCCCACCACCCCCACCACCACCGCCCGCACCAAAACUUUCGGCUGCCCAAGCGGUGGCAGCGGGCGCGCGACCCGAACCAGGCUCGGGCAAACUUCAUAAAGAAAUUCUCCUGCCAGGGUCCGGUGUACGAGAAUUGUAGGAUCUACAGCGGGGAUGGGCGGCUGCUGUGCUUCUGUGAUAAGCGGAAGCUGGAGUGGUAUGUGGGGCGGGGACUGGCUGAGUAUGUGACCGUUGACAUGCUGCCGUCACUGCAGGGAGCUGAGGAGACGGGGUUGGGGGUGAAGGGAGAAUCCGCAGUGGGGCCUGCUGCUGAUGCUGAUGAUACUGCCGAUGCAGAUGGCACUACAGGUCCUGAGAACGCCUCUGCUGGUGCCGCUACUGCUGAUGCUGAUGAUGCUGCCGUCGGUGCUGCUGCUGCCACUGCUGACAGCACCGCCUCUGCAGCAACAACAGACCCACCACCACCCGCACCACUCCCCGCCAACCUCGCCUCACCUCUCUCCGUCCGCCUGCUCUUCCAACCCAAGGGCCGUCCAGAAGACGACGAGAACGAGUUUUACAUCCAAUCCAAGUCCAACCGCUGCGUCUCUUGCGGCGAAUCCACCCACUACCUGCGCUACCGCCUCGUGCCCUCCUGCUACCGCCAUGCGUUUCCCGAGCAUCUGAAGUCGCACCGGAGUCACGAUAUUGUGCUGCUGUGCGUUGAUUGCCAUGACGUGGCACAUCGUGCGGCUGAGAUUCACAAGCGGGAGGUCGCGAGGAGGUUCGGGGUUCCGCUGCUGCUGUCGCCGCUGGAUCGGAGGCUCGGCGGAGGGUCGGGUGAGGGCGGGGGUGAGAGGGGAGGAGAAGGGGCGGGUGAGGGGGAGAGCGUAGUUGGGAAUGGGGCUGGGAGGGAGAAGGGAGAGGGUGGGGAGGAGGAGGGAGGUGGGGAGAUGGUGGGUGAGGGGAGUGUGAGCGGUGAGCGGAAUGGGGGAAGGGAUGCGAGAGUGGAAGCAGCGUUUCUUUUGAAUGAUGCUGCCCGGUCAGCGGUGGCGGUAUUACGGCACGGGGCCUCCCUGCCCGAAAGCAGGCUCUGCGAGCUUCUGCUGCCCGUGUGGAAAGUUUUGAAGCGGGCAGCGGGCGGCCCGGUGAAAAUCGAGGAGCUGGAGAUGGUGGUGCAGGCAGGGAAAGGGACCAGACACGGAACCAAGGUUGUAGCGCUGCUGCUGGAGGGGGGUGGGGAGGCGGGGAUAAGGGAGUUCACGCAGCAGUGGAGGGAGGUGUUUGUGGCAGCGCUACAGCCGCGCUUCCUGCCGCCCGGUGCUGCAGAGGAGCAGCAGUGGAAGGAGGUGUUUGUGGCGGCGCUACAGCCGUGCUUCCUGCCGCCCGGGUGGGACGUGCAGCACCUGGGGCGACGGCAGUUUGGGAAGUUUUCUGUUUACAAUCCCCAGCAGAGGCGAUAUGUGAAGGAAGGAGGGAAUGAGGGGGGAAGGGAGGGAGGGGAGAGUGGAGGGGAGGGAGGGGGGGGAGGGGGAGGAAGGGAGGAAGAAGGGGGUGAAGGGGAGGAACUGUAA
Messenger RNA from Closterium sp. Yama58-4, 6042 nucleotides. Lineage: Eukaryota; Viridiplantae; Streptophyta; Zygnematophyceae; Desmidiales; Closteriaceae. The record is from the annotation of a GenBank genome assembly.